Molecule: messenger RNA, 342 nt
Organism: Trichoderma virens Gv29-8
Lineage: Eukaryota; Fungi; Ascomycota; Sordariomycetes; Hypocreales; Hypocreaceae
Exons: 1
Source: RefSeq, a predicted model, not a curated record
CUCUACGAUCAACAAUCAUGGAGGGAGGCGAGUGUGUUAGCGCAAUUAAGAACAGGUAUAUCGAGACUGAAUUCAUACCUUUACCACAUCAACGCAGCACCAUCGGACAGAUGCGACUGUGGGCAAGCAAGAGAGACUGUUGAGCACUUUCUGUUCCGGUGCCGAAAAUGGAUGAACUACCGCACAGGGAUGCUUGAAUGUACCUAUACGCAGAUGGGAAAUAUCUCUUUCUACCUUGGAGGAAAAUCGCGUUCUGACGACCAAAAAUGGAUACCAAACUUGAGAGCUAUUCGAGCGACGAUCCGGUUUGCGUUGGCUACGGGCCGCCUGGAUGUAAGCUAG